Messenger RNA from Letharia columbiana, 1518 nucleotides. RefSeq lists its product as uncharacterized. Gene Ontology annotation, biological process: endoplasmic reticulum unfolded protein response; retrograde protein transport, ER to cytosol. Bases 1 to 1518 code for a protein of 505 amino acids. The transcript has 2 exons. Gene Ontology annotation, cellular component: endoplasmic reticulum lumen. The record is from RefSeq and is a predicted model, not a curated record. Lineage: Eukaryota; Fungi; Ascomycota; Lecanoromycetes; Lecanorales; Parmeliaceae.
AUGAAGCGCCGAUUGAUAUGGCUGGUGGCUGCCAGUCUAGCAUACGGCAGUCCUCAUGUCUUCAGCGUUACUGACGACUUGCUUGCAUAUCCUCAAUACGAAGUCAUUUUCUCUGAUACCUUCAUCUCAGACACAGAAGCAGAGUCGCGGGUAUUAGAAGCAGCUUCUCGAUCCUCCUCCACAGCGCAAACCACCUCCACCACCUCGGAAGAUGCGAACCCCGAACCCGCCGCCGAGCUGUCUCAAAGACUGUCAGAUCCUAACUCCCCAGAGCCAGACUCGGCUCGACCGUCCGAUACAUAUGAGCGUAUGAUGCUUCACAACAAACCCUACCUCUGCUCCAUACCGUCUGUUCCCCCUCCUUCCACGAAUUCCACCACCCAAGCCCGUGCAGCCUCCGAAGAGACUGCUGAGCUUGCGCGCGCCACUGAUCGCGGUUACGAUCUUCUGCGAUCUAUGUCUGGUAGCUGUCUCUACUUUAUCAGUGGUUGGUGGAGUUAUUCGUUUUGCUAUAAUACGCAUGUGAAACAAUUCCACCAACUACCGCCGGGGAAAGGAACACCGAUAUUUCCCCCCGUGGAAGAUCCUGCCACUGCGAGUUAUGUGCUGGGCAAGUUCGGAGAGGUCAGGAAUCGAUUUGAGGAUGUCGAUGGGGUCGAUGGUGGAAGGGAUGCUGGACUGCCCCCGCAGGAAGGGGAGGAGGGAAUGACGACCGAGAUCCAAGCCAAGGGGACGAGCUCCUCGAGAUAUCUGAGUCAGAAAUUAUCAGGAGGUACUACCUGCGAUCUAACGGGAUCUCCGCGACGAGUGGAGAUUCAAUUCCACUGCCAUCCACAGAGCGUAGACCGCAUUGGCUGGAUUAAAGAGGUGUCUACGUGUAGUUACUUGAUGGUCGUGUACACGCCGCGGCUGUGCAACGACGUGGCGUUCCUGCCGCCGAGGGAGGAGAAGGCGGAGGGCAUCGUCUGUCGCGAAGUGGUCAAGGAAGAAGAUGUCUCUGAGUGGGAACGGAGAAAGAGAGGGGAAGCGGAGCGAAGACUUGUCGGCGAAACCGCCGCAACCGCCGAAGGAGGCGGCAGACCCAUCGUCGGCGGCAUCGAAGUCGGCGGCAUGAAACUCGUCGGGCGCGAAGGCAACCGACUCGAAGCACCCCAGAACAUGCAACCGGGGAGUCACGGGCAUGGCAUGCAUGGCAAUAACAAAGACAAAAUGAAUGUCAUGGAGCUGAUAAGCCAGGAACCGAGAGAGAAAGGAGGCAAGGUUAAAAAACUGAGCGACAAGGAUUUGAAGAAACUGGGACUGGAUCCGAGUGUGGUGGAUGCGGCGAGGAGGGAGCUGGAGGAGAUGGCCGAGGGGAAAGGGUGGCGGUUGGAAGUCUUUGAGGUGGAUGGCGAGAGGGAGUUGAGAGGCGUGGUGGAUAGUGACGAGGAUGGAGAAGACAUGGAAGGCUAUGAGGAUGGCGAGGAUGGAGGGGAAUACGAGGGGGGAAGUCAAGAGGAGUAUAAAGAUGAAUUGUAA